AUGGGCUUCUUCAGGCGCAGGGAAGUCCGGGCAGCAAGCAACAGCCACCAUCACCACCUCGAGCAGGACGGGCAGGAGUCAGUCUUUUCAAACAGCAGUUCCAGAGCGUCGAGCACGUCUGCCAGACUGCCAGUGUCCGGUCGGUCAAGCAACCCCAGCCCAACAUCGCAUCCGAUACCAGAAGUACCCAUGGCGCCUCCGCCAGACCCCAACCUGGACCCGGCAGCCUAUCUCAAGAGCAUUCAUGCUGUCCGCCAGAGGUCGAGCCUGGUGAUGGCAAAGGCGAAGACGAACCAGCUGAACCACUUUGACGUCGACAUGAGCAAGUUCAGCACAACUGCCCAAUACAUCGUCUCGAUAAUCAAGAGAGACUACGCUCCAGACUUCCAAAGUAUCCCUGAUCACGGACGUUGGCAGCACUUUGACGUGGGCGGGAAGCCCCGUAUCAGCCAGCUGCUUCAGUCAUGGCCAAGCACAAUCGACAAUCUGGAGAGAGCACGCAGGCUCAUCGAUCUCUUCCUUGUAUCUGUGUUACUGGAUGCCGGUGCUGGGAACUCCUGGAGUUACAAGUCCAAGGAAUCUGGAAAAGUGUACAAACGAAGUGAGGGGCUGGCUGUGGCGAGUCUGGAGAUGUUCAAGGCCGGAAUGUUCAGCAGCGACCAUACUGAGCCCUGUCAGGUCGACGGAGCUGGUCUGAGGCGGGUCACGGUGGGAGCUUUGGCCAAGAGAAUGCAACAUUCUGAAGAUAACCCUCUCGCUGGACUUGAGGGAAGAGCGGGUUUGUUGUCAAGGCUAGCAGACGCCCUAAACAACCAAGAGCUCUUCGGUGUGGACGCACGGCCUGGGAACAUGCUCGUAAUAGAUUACCUUCUCUCCCACCCAUCGACCCUCGCGUCGUCUGUACCCAUCAUCCCCGUUCCGGUGCUAUGGAACGCCCUCAUGGACGGGCUCUCUCCUAUAUGGCCACCAUCCCGCACCCAGGUCGACGGAAUAUCUAUCGGUGAUGCAUGGCCCUGUAAAGCUAUGCCUGCUUCUCCCCCCGCAGCGCCAUGGGAGAACAUAGUUCCAUUUCACAAGCUGACGCAGUGGCUAUGCUACUCCAUCAUGGCUCCCAUGACAAAGAUAUUAAACAUUCGGUUCUCAGGGCGUGAACUCCUGACAGGCCUACCGGAAUACCGAAACGGUGGACUCUUGAUUGACAUGGGCCUGCUAACAUUGAAACAGGAGGAUACCGAUCGAGGGUUAGAAGCAUACAAGGCCAACGCCAUGAUCAAGGGUCAGCCGAACGUGGAGGUAGUCCCACUCUUCAGCCCAGACGAUGAUGUCAUCGUGGAAUGGAGAGCUCUCACAGUCGGCUUCUUGGACCAAUUGCUGGUCGAAGUGAACAAUCUCCUUGAACUGAAGGAGGGACAGCAGCUGUCUCUCCCCCAAAUGCUGGAGGCAGGCUCAUGGAAGGUCAGUACCACUUGUCUCUUUCCUCCAUCACCACCUCAGAUCAAACACUAA
Messenger RNA from Microsporum canis CBS 113480, 1506 nucleotides. RefSeq lists its product as hypothetical. NCBI's taxonomy places the organism in Eukaryota, Fungi, Ascomycota, Eurotiomycetes, Onygenales, Arthrodermataceae. The record is from RefSeq and is a predicted model, not a curated record. The transcript has 3 exons. The coding region runs from base 1 to 1506 and encodes 501 amino acids.